UAAUAGUGUCAAAGAAUAAUAUAAAAACUUGAUCUUCCUCAGUUACAUUACUUUCUUUUGUGAAUGUGAUUUCUUAAAAAAAAAAAAUGAAACAGUUGAAACUUACAGGUUUUGUUAUUUUCCUGUUCUUUGUGCCUGAAUCUCUAACACUGCCCACACAGCCUCAAGACUUAGAUGAUGUCAGUUUCACCCAGAAAUUUAUAGAAGAGAAUGUUGGAUAUAUCACUAUCAUCGUAUUUGCUCAAUAUGUUCAGGAGGCCUCCUUUGAAGAAGUAGAAAUGUUGGUAAAAGCCAUGACAGAAUAUAGAGAUAAAUGCUUGGUUGACAUGACACUCCCAGUGUGUUCAAAAUUAGCUAAUGAUGUUCUACUGGAAAAUAUAUGUGCUCUGGAGGGACUGCCACAAAAGCAUAAUUUUUCACACUGCUGCAGUAAGGUUGACUUGGAAAGAAAACUUUGCUUCUUCCAUAAUAAGAAAGCUGAUGCAGGAUUUCUGCCUCCUCUUCCUACCCUGGAUCCUGAAGAGAAAUGCCAGACUUAUAAAAGUAACAGAGAAUCCUUUCUAAACAAUUAUAUCUAUGAAGUUUCCAGAAGGAACCCCUUUGUUUUUGCCCCUACACUUCUGACUGUUGCUGCUCGUUUUGAGGAGAUGACUAAAACAUGUUGUGAAGAACAAGACAAAGCUAACUGCUUUCGAACAAAGGCAGAACUUGUCAUACAGUAUUUAAAAGCAUCAUCUUCUUUUCAAAAAAAUGUCUGUGGGGCACUUAUGAAAUUUGGACUGCAAGUCUUAGAAUCCAUAAAUGUUGCUAUACUUAGUCAAAAAUUUCCCAAGAUUGAAUUUAAGGAACUUACCUCCCUCCUAGAAGAUGUUUCUUCCAAGUACAAUGGAUGCUGUGAAGGGGAUGCUGUGCAGUGCAUCCGUGACAGGAGCAAGGUUAUGAACCAUAUUUGUUCCAAACAAGAUUCCAUCUCCAGCAAAAUCAAAGAGUGCUGUGAAAAGAAAAUGCCAGAGCGUGGCGAGUGCAUCAUUUCCUCAAAUAAAGAUGAUAGACCAAAGCACUUAGGUCUAAGAGAAGCAAAAUUUACUGAAAGCGAAAAUGUGUGUGAAGAACGAGAUGCUAAUCAAACGAUCUUCAUGGCUGAGUUCCUUUAUGAACACUCAAGGAGACAUCCAGAGCUGUCUACGCCGGAGCUUUUAAGAAUUGCCGGAGUGUAUGAGGAGCUUCUCAAAGAGUGUUGCCACACAGAAAACCCUCCCGACUGUUACCGCCAUGCGGAAUACAAAUUCAAUGAAACAACUGAGAAAAGCCUCAAGAUCGUACAGCGAGAAUGUGAACAUUUCCAGAAUUUGGGGAAAGAUGACCUGAAAUACUACUACAUUGUCAAGCUCACAAAGAUAGCCCCCCAGCUCUCCACUGAGGAACUGACCUUUCUUGGCAAAGAAAUGGUGACGGCUUUGACCACCUGCUGCACAUUGAGUGAAGAGUUUGCCUGCGUUGAUAAUUUGGUGGAUUUAGUUCUUGGAGAGUUAUGUGGAAUAAAUGAAAAUCGGAGCGUCAAUCCUGAUGUGGACCACUGUUGUAAAACCAGCUUUGCCUUCAGAAGGCCCUGCUUUGAGGGACUGGAAGCUGAUAAAACAUAUGUGCCUCCAUCUACGUCUCAAGAUUUAUUUACCUUUCACACAGACUUAUGUCAGGCUCAUAAUGAGGAGCUCCAAAGAAAGAAAGACGGGUUUCUCGUCAAUCUGGUGAAGCGAAAGCCUGAACUUACAGAUGACGUGCUGCGGUCAUUGCUUACAGAUUUCACUAACGUGGUGGUGAGGUGCUGCAAAGCCGAGGGGCCUGAAGCCUGCUUUAACGAAGAGGGCCCCAAGGUGGUAGCCAAAAGCCAGGCUGCUUGAGAAGUACAAAGUAAAACCCACCAAAGGUUUUAGGGAAAAAAGAGGAACCCUGACUUACCUGCUUCCUGUCUGUCCUGCGGUGGAUUUUAUUUUCUGAGAAGAACACAGUGAGAAGAUUCUUCUGUAACCUCUAUCUGAAAUCAUGUUAUUGUAGCGAGCAAUAAACAAUGAAAUCAUAAAGUUAUUUCUCAAAGACUGAUGUAAUGUGUCAACUCCAUAACCAAAUUAAUCAAUCAAGACACAUCCAUUCCGUCAGCAUCCUCAGCCCACUGGCAAAUGUACAUGGCUCGAAGGAAGGCAGGGAACAGCAAUGGUAUGGGCAGGAUCCUCACAGACGCUGCUCUUGCUGCUACUGGAUGGAAAGGACAUGUGGAGCUGAGGGCAGGCAGCCUUCCUGCUGCUGCUGCUUCGAGCAGUGUAUGAAACGUUGGCCGAAGUACCUUCCAUGCAUUAUCUCAUGGAAUCCUAACAACUCUAUGGAAUACAUAUCAUUUUUUAAGAAGAUUUAUUUGUUUAUUUUAGAGGGAGAAUGAGAGAGCACAAGUGGGAGGGGCAGAGGGAGAGGGAGAAAGAGAAUCCUCAAGCAGACUCCCCGCUGAGCACAUAGCCCAACCCGAGGCUUGAUCUCACAAACCUGCGGUCACCACCUAAGCCAAAACCAAGAGUCAGAUGCUUAAAUAAGACACUCAGGCACCCUUGAAGUAGUUAUCAUUUUAAUUUCCACUUUGCAAACAGAGAACUUGAGUCUUGGGGAGUUAAACUAAUCUGUUCAAUGUCGUACAACUGGUAAUUGGCAGAACCAAGGUCUUUUUUUUAUUUUUUUUUUAUUUUUUUAUUUAAAAAAAUUUUUUUUUAGAACCAAGGUUUGAAUUUGAGUCCUCUAAUCCCUGAACAAUAUUCUUGACCUCUGUACGCCCUACCUCCUAGGUGUGGCCAUGUUGAAUGACUUAUAAAAUCUGUCAUUCAUAGAAAGGGAGGAGCACCCAAGGCAUCAGGGACAAUGGCUCUUUUCUCUUACUACUCCAAGCUGUAAUUGCUGCUAAUGUUGGAGAUGUAAGUGCUUGUCAGUGAUGUCUAAGGAGAGGGAGUGUGGGGAACUGGGCAGCCAGGAAAUGAAGGUUGGUCAUGGGCUCGUGGCCUGAUUAUCCCAACUGUUCUUUAAACUUUUAAAGUUUUUAGUGUUUCAACGUCUGAAAUUAAAGAUGAUGACCUUUAAGAAAUAAUACAUGAGAAUAGUCACAGAGUUCUUUUGGCAAAGCAAUUACAGCGUAGUCUUUGGGAUUUUUAUUUAUUUCAUCAACAAGUAUUUAUUAGACUCCUACUGUUUGCCAGACAUUGUGCAUACAAACGUGAGCUGAUUAGAGAUGGUUCCCGUGGCAGGGGAGAAGGAUAGUAAACAAGCAAUCACAUAGGAUGUCAUAUGGAUAGAAAAAGUCCCCUGCUGUGGCACUGCAUUGAUGGGCACUCAAUCUAAGCUGAAGGUGUAGGAGGAGAAGAAGGGGAGGGCACCCCGUUCCUACUGCCACUAACUUGCUGUACAUCCUGAGACAAUUUCCCUACAAUCCAAGACCUCCAUAUUUUUGUGUAACAUGGAAGAACAAUAUCCACAUCACAUCACAACGGCUUUAGAGAACUGUAUCAGAUUUCUAUAUAAAGUACCCAAUACAAGGGCCAGCAGACAAUAGAUGUUUAUUUCGUGAAGUUGUUUUUCCUUUUGCCAUUUUCCAAACUUCCAUUUACUAAUGAGGAGAACAGGAAGAAAGUCUUACUUAGAUAAUGGAUAAUAAGUGUAGCAAACAGAAGUGAAUCAGAGCACAGUUUGCUAAUUCAAUUUUCUACCUGCUAGUGGAUUCUGCUGUGUGUCCCAUACCGUGCUAAACACAGCAGAUGUGAAACCAGAGUCCCAGGAGCUUGUCAUCACAAGACUCUAUACUCACAGAGGAAAUUGCCAUACAACUCUCUGCUGUUGUGCCAGAGAACGUACUAAUAAAGAGCUGGUAACUGGUGUGAUGUGGGGAAAGGAGGGAGAGGAAUGGUUUAUUCAAAAGAUGUAUUUUGUCUAGAGAAGAGAGGAUUUGGAAUGAGGGCAAAUCACAUGUUCUCUGCUCAGACGGAACCCAAACCGAUGACUAGAACACACCAGUACUCAGUGCAUGAAGAAUUUUCUAGUACUAGAGGUGAUUCUAAGUGGGAUAAGCCUCAUGGUACAACAAUGAGUACCCAGACUGCAAGCAAUCCUCACCCAGGUUUUCUGUGGGAUCUGGAGAUCCAGUCCUGGUCUUUCUAAGGUUCCUUCGAACUCUUGUUUCUAUGACUCAUAUAAGAAUUAGGUUUACUGUGAAAUAAUAUUUAUUAAAAAUUGUCACUGUCUCUUGUAUGCUUUCCAUUUUUAAUCUUAAAAGUCAGUAUGACUGGGUGACAGGCACUAAGGGGCGGGGGCACUUGACGGGAUGAG
Nyctereutes procyonoides (raccoon dog) is the source of this 4356-nucleotide messenger RNA. RefSeq names its product afamin (gene AFM). The transcript is spliced from 15 exons. Lineage: Eukaryota; Metazoa; Chordata; Mammalia; Carnivora; Canidae. Gene Ontology annotation, cellular component: cytoplasm; blood microparticle. Gene Ontology annotation, molecular function: zinc ion binding; fatty acid binding; vitamin E binding. The coding region runs from base 87 to 1901 and encodes 604 amino acids. Gene Ontology annotation, biological process: protein transport within extracellular region; vitamin transport. The record is from RefSeq and is a predicted model, not a curated record.